Molecule: messenger RNA, 609 nt
Organism: Phycodurus eques (leafy seadragon)
Lineage: Eukaryota; Metazoa; Chordata; Actinopteri; Syngnathiformes; Syngnathidae
Product: ADP-ribosylation factor-like protein 14
Exons: 2
Coding region: 1-609 (202 amino acids)
Biological process (GO): intracellular protein transport; vesicle-mediated transport
Cellular component (GO): cytoplasm
Molecular function (GO): GTP binding; GTPase activity
Source: RefSeq, a predicted model, not a curated record
AUGGGGAUGCACGGUUCCAAGUCUCGGAGGCAAGCGCAGGUCCUGAUGCUGGGCCUGGACGAAUCCGGGAAGAGCACUUUGCUCUACAAACUCAAGUACAACGAAAGGGUGGUGACGGUGCCCACCGUUGGCUUCAACGUGGCGAUGGUGGAGACGGACAGGAGCAGCCCGGGUCUCACCGUCUGGGAUGUGGGCGGCCAGAAGAAGAUGAGGCCUCACUGGAAGCAUCACUACGCCGACACGGCCGGGCUGGUGUUUGUGGUGGACAGCGCGGACCCCGGGAGGCUGGAGGAGGCACGCAAAGAGCUCCAUUGGGUAAUUAAAGCUAGCCUGAAAGGCGUGCCUCUGGUUGUCCUCUCCAACAAACAGGAUCUGCGCGGGGCUCUGAGUCCCGAAGCGGUCUGCCAGAUGCUGGACCUGAGGCGAGUGUGUGAGGGCAGCAGGCCGUGGUUCAUCCAGCCCUGCUCGGGCAUCACGGGCACAGGGCUGGAGGAAGGUUUCAGGAGGAUGGUGUACCUGAUGAAGACCCCGCUUAGACAGACACAAGAGGACAUCCAGGUUAAGAUUAAGUCAAAGGGCUUCAGGAUCACGGCCUUGUUAUGCGGCUGA